Messenger RNA from Myzus persicae (green peach aphid), 3417 nucleotides. RefSeq names its product protein asteroid (gene ast). The transcript has a single exon. NCBI's taxonomy places the organism in Eukaryota, Metazoa, Arthropoda, Insecta, Hemiptera, Aphididae. Bases 1426 to 3342 code for a protein of 638 amino acids. The record is from RefSeq and is a predicted model, not a curated record. Gene Ontology annotation, molecular function: nuclease activity.
UGUAAGUGUGUAACGAAAAAUCCAAUAAAUAAUAAAUUCAAAAAUGAUGAUUACAACAAAAGUUAUUUUUUUUCUCAGAUCUUCUUGUUACGCCUUGUAUAUCUAUCUGCAGUGAAUCAGUAUUAUGCAACAGUGAUGGGAACAUUUUUUUACAAUGUCGACCGGAACGACGCACGUUUUUUUGUGGGUAUACUUAUAACCAUAAAAGAAAUUUUGAUUUAACUUGACUUGAAUCUUUUCAUUACUGAGAGCGUAUUAUUAUUUACUUUUGUAGCUGCUAUACACAAUGCAAUUUUCAAAAUAUUUAGAUUCAUCUUAUGUUAUUUAUACGACGAACUUAUUCGUACCAUUUAAUACCUACGGUGAGUCUGUAAUACGUUUAUAAAGCAGCUAGUAAUAAUUUUAUAUGGACUUAGGUAUAUAAUAAUUAAUAAUAUAAUAAAAUAUUCUUUUCCGCUCAGAAUCGUUUUUCGUAUGCAAUGAUUUAGGCAUCAUUAAGUAUUUGAAUUCAAAAUUUAACAAAUCCAUUACACAAGCCAACUCAAUGAUUGAAUGAUGAGGUACAUUAGGGCAUAAAGAUAGAUUCACACCUCGUCGUGUUGUGUAGUGCUCGCUUCGUAUAUUUAAUACAUAGGUAACAAAAUGUUGGUCACACGUUACCUACAAGUUGAAUAUAUUCAACUCUACACAAUACAAUGUGGUGUGAAUCUGACUUCAGGGUAGUAUUUCAAAUUUUGAUACCGGUAUCCGGUAUUUGUUUACUACUGGUAUCUACGGUAUUAUCGAAAAUAUCUUGCCCCGGUAAUUACCUAAAAUAUCGCACCCUGAUAAUCACCAAAAUUACCAUACCGAAUCUCAGUAAAUGUACAAAUGUUUUCAAAUUUCUAAUCAAAGAAAAUGUAACUUUAACAUCUAUUUUAGGCCUAUGAUGUCUACAAUGGAAAACGUUGAAUUUAUCACUUUUAAGAAUUUAUCACUUUUUAACCAAAAAUAAAAAAUUCAUUUAAAAAAUAUUUAUCAAUUAACAGCGCAAUAUUUUGGAUAAGAACACAUUUUUGUCCGAAAACCAAAAUAGAAUAUGAUCUAAGGAAGUUUGUUUACAUUUUUUCGGAGGCACAUCGGGAUAUUCAGGGCAUCGGCCAUUGGCCAUAAGGAUGUUAGCAACGAAAGUAACGUAAUAUUAUUCUGACACGAUGUUAUAACCGUUAUCACGUAUUAGAUAAGUCAUGAAAUAAAUAAUAUUAAAUAUUAAAUAAUAAAUAAGAAUUUAUUGUUAAUAUUAAUGGUUUGAUGUGUUAUUGUAUUUGGUAGUUUGGUCGUUGUUCUUCACAAUUUAUUGUUUACACUUAUUCAGUUGUUGAUUUUUUAAUUCUAAUGUGACAAUGUGUACUUGAAAUUGUAAUUAAUACUUUUACUCUUGUUAACAUGGGUAUUCCCGGCCUUACAUCAUUUAUAAAUCGUAAUUCAACUCAAUAUUUUGAAAAUCUACAACUCAAAGACACUUUGGUAAUAAUAGAUGGUUAUGCUUUAACUAAUUUUCUAUACAGGUUGUAUGAAAACCAAACAAGUGCGUUUGGUGGAGAUUACGACAUUUUAGCUAAGGUGUAUACGGAUUUUAUUAAAUUGUUAACGAGAUGCAAUGUAAUACCAAUUUUUGUAUUUGAUGGUGCUUAUGAACAGCGUAAACUUGAGACAAUUAUGAGCCGUAUGAGCCAACGCAUACAAUCAUAUGGACAACCUAUGAAGUCUUCUGAAUGUAUGCCAAUGUUUGGUAGUGAUGUCAUUUUUGACAUUCUUAAUGAUAUGGACAUACCACAUAUAAAUUGUGAUUUUGAAGCUGAUGCAGAAAUCGUUGCACUGGCCAAGUUAUUGGAUUGUCCUGUUAUAAGCAGAGACUCUGAUUUUUACAUUAAUAUAGUACCGUACAUACCAUUGGACAAAAUUAUACUUGAUUUAGAUUCUAAUGUGAAAGUAAUAAAUUGUCAAGUGUAUAAAGUUGAAAAAUUACUGAACGAAUUUGGUGGAUUGAAUGUUGACUAUUUACCUUUAGUGGCUGCAUUGUUAGGCAAUGACUACAUAAGGCAAGACACAUUUUCUUCCCUUUUACGACUGAACCCGGGAUGUUUCAACUGUGGAUUGAAACUUAAACGAAUCACAGAAUGGCUAAGAAGACAGCAUGAUAUAAGAUCUGCUAUACAAAAUAUGACUUAUAACUUAUCUCGAAACAGUGACUACAUCAAAAAUCAAAUAAACAACAUCAUAAAAGAUUAUAAAAAUAUGAAUAGUAAGUACUUGUCAUUCAUUCUUCAAUACAAAAAGAUGAGCACAUACCAAGAUCGAUUAAAACAUUUUAAAUCAAACGAAAAAAGUAUAUUACCUCCUUGGUUAGAAAUUAACUAUCGUAGGGGUACUGUAAAUGCCGAAGUCAUGACAAUAGUAACAUUAAAAAAAAUAUUUUUUAAAGUACAAAUCGAAGAUUAUGAAAAACUUCCUUAUUAUGAAAUUUCCUUCAAAAUAAUGGAAAGAAUAAUUGGAUUAUUGUUUGGAAAAAGUGAUUCAAUUCCCACUUUAGGAAGAAAAAAUGGACUUAAUAUAGGUCAAUACAAAAUAAAACCAUAUAUAACUAAUCCUUACGUACCUUUGGCUGAUUUAAAUAAGAGUGAAUUAGAAUAUCGCAAAAAUAUAAUUUUGAAUUUAGUUGGUAUAAAAAAACUUAAUGGUGUUCCCAAAGAUUGGGAAUUAUUUGUUUUGAUUUUAAGUUACUGGGCAAUACAUACCAAUAAUAUUAAAUCCAGACACAUGCAUGCCUUAAUUGUAUGUGCAAUUACAUUUAGUAUCAUUAAAAAAAUUGAAAUUGAUUCGAAAAAUGAAAAAACUGAAGAUAAUAAUGGCAAAAGUGUUAUAGAAGAAAAUAUCACUAAAGUAAAUAAAGAAGAUUGUAUAAAAGCUAUGAGUGUGUUAUCAAAUUAUUUUCAAGUUGGUCAAUAUUAUAAUAAUAAGCAUUUAUACUACAAAAUUAUUCACUCAUUUGCACAAUUUCAGAGCUGUGCUUAUUUUUUUAUGAUUCUUAACUCUUUAUUGGAUUUCCCAUUUGAUCAGUGUCGCAUAGAAUAUUUUUUUAAAGGAUCAUUUUUGUAUAAUUUAUGUGUACAAAUGGAAAACUGUGAUCCAGAAGAAUUUGUAUCAAAUAAACUGUUUAACAAAUUAGAUUCAUUAAAUACUGUUUAUAAAUCAAUAAUUGAACAUAUAAACCUAAUAUUGCCAGUUCCAAAAAAAAGAAAUGUAACACAUGAUACUAAUAACAGUUCAAAACCCAAAGGCAAAAAAACACAAAAAAAAUAAAAUUAAUCUUGAACAUACUAUUUUAUAAUUAAAUAAUAGUACAUAUGAAGUAUAGUAUUUGUGUACCUAUAUCAU